Molecule: messenger RNA, 1328 nt
Organism: Hevea brasiliensis (rubber tree)
Lineage: Eukaryota; Viridiplantae; Streptophyta; Magnoliopsida; Malpighiales; Euphorbiaceae
Product: PRA1 family protein B3
Exons: 1
Coding region: 283-924 (213 amino acids)
Biological process (GO): vesicle-mediated transport
Cellular component (GO): endoplasmic reticulum; Golgi apparatus
Source: RefSeq, a predicted model, not a curated record
UCCACCGACAACUUAAUACAAAGUAUUAUAAAAAAAAUGAAAAUGGCAUUCAAUUUCAUCAUCACCGUCCAUCUCAAAUCAGGUUGCACAACUCCCACCAUCAUCACUGUUCAAUUUCCACUAUAGGACUCCGCAACACAUGCAAUUCUUUCUCUUCCAUCCUCCAAAAUUAGUUGUUCUUCUUUCCAGCUAACCCAGAAGUAACGUAGAUUUUCUCUCUGCGUUCAAAUCUCCUUCAACGAGAGACGACUUCCUGUCAUCUUCUCUUAACGCGCCACCGGAAUGGCUGCUCCAACGAUCCCGAUUUCAAAUCCCCAGUCCCAAUCACAAUCCCAACCUCCAAUCGCCACUCCUGCCUUUCGUGCAUUCAUCUCACGCCUCUCAUCCUCGAUCCGCCAUGGCUUAUCCCAGUGCCGCCCUUGGUCAGAACUCAUUGACCGGAACUCCAUGGCCCGACCGGAUUCCCUUUCCGAAGCUGCCUCCCGGAUCCGGAAAAAUCUAUCUUACUUUAAAGUCAAUUACGUUACCUUACUCGCAAUUGUACUCGCUUUCUCCCUCUUGUCUAAUCCUUUCUCUCUCUUCGUCCUCCUCUGCCUCCUCGCCGCUUGGAUGUUUCUAUACCUCUUUCGACCGUUGGAUCAGCCUCUUGUUGUUUUUGGUAGAACCUUCUCUGAUCGUGAAACCCUAGGUGUGUUGGUGGUGUUGACGAUUGUGGUGGUGUUUUUGACCAGCGUUGGCUCGCUUCUGAUCUCCGCUUUGAUGGUUGGAUUGGCCAUCGUGUGUGCUCACGGUGCGUUUAGGGUGCCUGAGGAUCUGUUCCUGGACGAUUCAGAGCCUGCAAACGUUGGAUUCCUCUCUUUCCUCGGUGGUGCCGCCUCCUCAGCUGCCGCCGCGGCAGCUCCCGCCGUUGCAUCCCGUGUAUGAGGUAGUCUCCGCCACCUGUACGACCUUCCUCUUUGACUAGUAUAUUUCUUCUAAGGCUGAAGAUUCUUUUUUUUUUUUUGUCUGAUUUGAAAAGCAAUUGGAUUGCAGUUUUGUAGAUUAUUCUAUGAGUUGAUGUAAUCCUAGAUCUGAUUAAUUGAUUUUCACCUGUGAUUUCGACCAUGAUUAUCUUGUAAUUGCUUUCGUCAACAAUAUACAAGAUGUUGAUUGGUCAAGAUAUUGCCCUUAUUUGACUAUAGUUUAUUAGGAUUUGAUUUUUUGUGUCUAGCGCUUAAGAAGGCCAUCCUAUAUAGGAUAAUUUGUUGCUAGGUUAGUGCAAGAGACAAUGCGAGCACAGAGUUUGAGCUUCAAAAUUUUGGUUAUAAUAUGGUAAUUUUGGUUGUUUA